Messenger RNA from Branchiostoma belcheri (Belcher's lancelet), 2690 nucleotides. Its product is annotated as death-associated protein kinase 1-like. The record is from RefSeq and is a predicted model, not a curated record. Bases 1 to 2199 code for a protein of 732 amino acids. The transcript has 10 exons. Lineage: Eukaryota; Metazoa; Chordata; Leptocardii; Amphioxiformes; Branchiostomatidae. Gene Ontology annotation, molecular function: protein binding.
AUGAUAGAUCGUGACGUAGUGAUGAACCGAGGUUGUGAUACCGUUGCUCAGUAUAUUGAGAUGUUUGGCUGGACCGCACUCCAUCUGGCCAUCUUCCACGGGCGGACUGGGGUAGUGGAGCUGCUGAUUCAACAUGGCGCUGAUCUGGAGGCGAGGAGCGGGUUUCUCCGUGUGUUUACACAGGAUGGCAGGACCGCACUCCAUCUGGCCAGCUGGCGCGGGCAGACUGGGGUAGUGGAGCUGCUGAUUCAACAUGGCGCUGAUCUGGAGGCGAGGACCAAGAAUGGGAAAACACCACUGGACUUCGUGCAUGACCAAGAUAGCCGACGUUCCCUAAAGAAACUGGCUAAUGAGGUGGCUGUUGAGAUUUCCUACCACAAUUUGAUGAAACAGUCCGGUGGGGAGAAAGUCGACAGGUUUAAACUGUGCCUCUGUGGACCACAGGAAGCUGGCAAAUCUACUCUGAUGGAAAGUUUUGAAACGGGAUUUGUCUUCGCUUUUAUCCGGGAUCGAAUGACUCCAGACAAUCAGCCACACGAGCCCACCCCAGGUGUGAAUGUGGGAACAACCAACAUCCCCGGUGUGGGGCAGGUCAGUGUGUGGGACUUCGCUGGACAGUCGGAGUACGCGGUAACCCACAGCAUGUUCAUGGAUGCAGAGAACACCAUCUUCAUUGUGUUGUACAACAUCAUGGUCGACCACGAAACACAGACGAAAGAGGUCCACUGGUGGCUGUGUUUCAUCAAGUCCUGCAACACAAAGAGUAAGCCUUACGUCAUCCUGGCGGCCAGUCAUGCGGACCAGACUGAUACAGGACAUCAACGAGCAUCUUUUAUCCUUGAGUUGAUGACGUCAGAGUUCAAGGAUCACCUGAACAUCUCAGACGAAGUGUUUCUCCUCGACUGCAGGAAGACACGUAAAACUGACAUGAGGCGUCUUAAAGACCUUCUGACAAGACUGAAGUCUAAGCUUCUGGAACAUCAGCGAGCCAUCCCCAAACUGUGUGCUACGAUCAUUAAGCGCCUUCCAAAAUGGGCCAAGGAGAAGUGCAGCCCGAAGUGUCCUGUCUUGAGAUGGGCAGAGUACAAGGAGGCGGCGAAGGAGAUCGACCGCUUUGUCGACGACGAUUUCCUGAAGGCGUCAUCACAGUACUUGGAUCACCUUGGAGAGAUCUUGUUCGUUCCCCUGCAAAAUGCCGACCCCAUCAUUGUCCUGAAGCCCAACUGGCUCUGCACGGAUGUCUUCGGCAAGGUGAUGGCUCCAGAAAACUUCCCCAUCCAUCUGAGAACCACCAGGAACAUCGUAACGAAGAAGGAAAUCCAGAAGGUGUUCCAAGAUGUCGCCGAUGUGGAUCUCCUGAUCACCCUGCUGCAAGAGUUCCAGCUCUGCCACACCUUUGACGGACAAGAGUUCGUCAUCCCCGGGCUGCUGACACAGACCAUGCCUCCAGAGAAGUGGCAGCCGACUGCCAACCCCGCCAAGACCGUCUACUUCGGCAGACAAGUCCAGUGUGCCGACACCACCGACAUGUUCUCCUCCGCGUUCUUCCCCCGUGUGCAGACCCGCCUGAUGAGGGAACUGAAGAAUCGCCCCCUGCUGUGGAGAGACGGAGCCAAGUGUUACGACUCCAACGUGGAAAGCCUCAUCAAGCUCUCCCCAGACGGCCGUGCGGUCAACAUCUGCGUGCGAAGCAAGCAGGGCGACAAGCCGAGCUGCCGGCAGAUGCUCCGGAAGAUUGAGGUCAUCCUGAACAACGUGCUCGACGAGGUCAGUCCAGGCACUACUACCAAGGAGAGGGUGCUCAGCGCUCGUGCACUGGAGGAACACAGAGAAGAAUUCUUCUCCUACAGCAUGGAUCAGAUCAACGAGGCCAAAGCAGAGGACGGCAUCGUCCAUCACGACAUCCUCGGCUUCUCAGAAGACGUCGAUGACCUCCUGUACGGCGGGAGAGACGAAGAUGAAGAGGGGCAAGGAGCUGUUGGAUACACGGUGCAACAGACGUUCCAAGAGACGUACGUGUACGGGACUGGUAAUUAUGUUAUCAGUUCAGGGGAUCAUGCUCACUUCGACAUGGCAAGAAUCAAGCAAGGCGACCUGGGGCAGCUACAGUUGGAAGGGAAUGGGCCUAGCGACCAGGGACAGCCACAGUUGGAAGGGAAUGUUCCUGGCGAUCUGGAACAGCUACAGUUGGAGGAGUGACUUUUCAUUCAUUCUAGCAAAAAUGUAACAAAGGCUUCCUUUUUCCAUAGGUGGUCACACCCUGCCCCUCCUCCAAAAAAGUAAUCCAGGUUGUGUUUUUUUUUCUACCACUUCAGGAACAAGCUAAAUUAAUCAUGAAUAAAACCGUGGACGUACCAACCACUAAAUAUCCAAUACCAGCCCAGAAAAGAAAGGGAAACACUGACUGUCAUGCCUUCAAAUAUCAGAGUUAUCAACCAAGAAUUGUAAUGGUAACGUUAUCAUCUGUGCAGCGUACCUCAAAAUAGAAGAAUGAAUGUGCCUUAGAAUCUGAUCCCGGAGUCAUUUCAUUUCAAGCCAUGGAUAUAUUUUUCAAUGGACAUUACAGGUAUACAUUUGAACAUGUAAAUGACAGAGUUAUACUGAAGUAAAGUCAUUGUUCAACAAUAUCUUACGUUUUCCAAAAAGUGUUAUGGAACAUUAUGUGAUUGUCGAUAUAUGUCUACAGCUUG